AUGUCAUCUAAUGAAGAUAAUGAUGAUAAUGAUUUAGUCAAGAUAUUAUUAUUAGAAAGUAUAAUAUCGUUCAAAUGUGAAGAUGAAGAUCAACAAAUAGUCUCCUCUUUGUUAGAUUUAAAGAGACAUGUAACCUUUGCACUUCAAAAAUGUGAACGAAAAUUAAAAGCAAUAGAAAAAAAUUUACAAAAACAUGCACUUGGAGACACAAAAAUUUUAAUUUGCAAUGCUGGUAUGCCAUAUUUUAAGGAUAAAUAUUAUUUUUUUGCUCCUAAUAAUGAAGAUGAAAUAUUAAAAGAAAACAGUAAAGAAUUACAACUAAGAAAUCUUCCUAAAGUUUCUUCAUGGACAAAAAAAGAAAGAGAUAUGCUUUUAAAAGCAAUACAAAAGGAAGCCAUUUCAGAUGUAUUAUGUAUUCAAAAAAUAGAAUGUUCAAAACUUAAUAAUAAAAUGUUUAAAUUAAAAACUAAAAAUGAUGAUAAGAAAGAAGUGAAAACAGAAUUUCUACCUAAAAAUUUUUUAGAAAUGAUUAAAUCAAAAAAAUUACAGGAAAAAGAAUUUGAUUGGUUUAAAAUAUCAUCUACUUAUUUUGAAGAUAUUCAUUCUCCACUUGAUUGUUCUGUCAUGUGGAAUGUUUUUCUUCAACCUGAUAUUAAUAAAAGUCAUUGGACAAAAUCAGAAGAUAUCAAACUUAGGAAAAUUGUGAAAAAAUAUAAAUUUCAAAACUGGGACAAAAUUGCCAAAGAAUUAAAUACAAAUCGUACUGCAUAUCAAUGUUUUAUUAGAUAUAAUACAACAAAAAAAUUACCCAAAAUUAGAAAUUGCACUUGGGAAAAUGAAGAAGACGAAAGACUUCUGAAAUUAAUAGAAAUAUUUAAAGUUGGUGAUUUUAUUCCUUGGGGUGAUGUAGCUAGUUGGAUGCAAAAUAGAACUAAACAACAAGCAUAUUUCCGAUGGACAUACAGUUUAACACCAUAUUUAAUAAAAGGCAGAUUUACUAAAAUUGAAGAUAAUAUUCUGAAAGAUGCUGUCAUCAAGUAUGGUACAAAUUUUCGUAAAAUAUCAGCUGCAUUAAUGCCUAAUAGAUCCACUGUUCAACUUCAUGAUCGUUAUCAAACAUUAACUAUCAAUCAAAUUGAAAACUGGAAUUUAUGGACAUUUGAAGAAGAUACAAAAUUACUCAAUCUUUUUGAGAAUAUUGGUCCAAAUUGGUCUAUGAUUGCUAAACAAUUUUCAAGUAAAAAUAGAACUCAAUUAAGACAUAGAUAUAAAGCUUUACAGAAAUAUAUUAAAAGAGGUGUCUCUUUAUUUGAAUUACAUAAACAUCAUUUUUAUGAAGAAAAUGAAAAAGAAAAAGAACAAAAAAAAGAAGAUUCUUUUAAGAAUAUUUUUAAAUCUAAUAAUAAUAUUGAUAGUAACGAUUAUGACAAUGAUUUGGAUAAAAAAUUAAUUGAAUAUUUUCAUACAAGGCAUAAAAUAGAAAAAUUGAUACAUAAAUGUAAAUUUCAUAAUAUGGAGAAAUUACAAUAUAAUACAACAAAUUUAUAUAAUAUUUUACAAAUAUUAAAUGCCAAACUUUAUAUUCCAAAUGAUACCAGUGACAUAAAAUUAAAUGAUAGGGAUCAAGAGCUAUUACAUUCAUUAAGGGAUUUUAUAAAAUUAAAAAAUGAUAAAAAAAAGUACUUUGAGACAAUAAACAAAUAUAUAUCACGCAUGUUUGGUAUGGAUGAAACUAAAGAUUCACAUUUUGUACCUCCACCUCCAUUUGAUUCACAGAUAAAAUUAAAAAAAUCAAAAAAAAGUCAAUGUAUUGAUUAUAAUUUAAAUGCGAAAAAUAAUUUUUUGCUUGAAAAACCUACAAGUUUUAAUACUCCAGAUAUUGUAAUUUCAUAUAUUGGUGGCAAUGAAGAGGAAUUACAAUUUCAAAAACUUAGUCGUUUAUUUGAAAUUAAUAAUUCAAGAUAUGAACAAAUAUUUAAAACUCAAAACUGUUCUAAAUUUCCAGCAAAAAUGAUAUUACAAGGACAUAUUAAUAAUGACAGUGAUAAGAAGAAUUCAACAAAUGAUAAAUUAUUAGAAAAAGUGGAAUCAAUUACUCUUUUUGACAUUGGUACUGAAACACAUGAUGUUGAAAAACAUGAUAUACCUAUGAUAUAUGCUAGUCAUGCAACUUUAUCAAGUUUCAAAAAUUUAAUGUAUUUGAAACGAUUGAAUGAAAAAUAUAAUCCUGGUAGAUUUUUUAUACAAUCACAUAAAUUUUAUAAAGUAUUUACUUUAUUAGAAACACGAUUAGAACAAUUAUUUAAAUAUCCUAUAGGUUUAUCAAAAAUCGUUUUGCCUGAAGUUUAUGUAAUGGAUACGUUUUUAUAUAAUGAUAUUACACCAAAAAGAAAAAUUUCUAAAAUAUCAUAUACAUUAGAUAAACAUAAAACAAAAAAAUUAAGAAUACAGUUUGAUAAAUUUGGUACAUAA
Molecule: messenger RNA, 2472 nt
Organism: Apis mellifera (honey bee)
Lineage: Eukaryota; Metazoa; Arthropoda; Insecta; Hymenoptera; Apidae
Gene: Pbp95
Product: snRNA-activating protein complex subunit 4 homolog
Exons: 4
Coding region: 1-2472 (823 amino acids)
Source: RefSeq, a predicted model, not a curated record